AUGUCGCCACUGACCCCGAGCCAUGGGAAUGGCACCGAAUGCCAUUAUUGGGGCUACUCGUUCUAUUGGACAAGUGAACAUCAUUCCAAAGAAGAGCUAUGGCACAUGGUCCAUACCUAUGAUGCCCUGGCCGAUGAAUGCGUGCAGAUACUAAACAAGAUCCCAUCGGGCGAUUCCGACAAACCAUUCAGGAAGGACUUCUAUGGCCUGCUGAAGGAGCAUGCUGACGAGGAUCCAAAGUUGAAGGAGCUAUGGACUCAGAUCAACACCUUUCCUGAAUGGGUUGAUUGGGGUCAGAUAGAGCGAGCACAAAAUACGUUCUAUCGCUAUGGCUUGCCGAUUCUGAAUGCUCUGAGCUUUGAGAGUCUACUAGGUGGCAUGGGCUCGCAACGAGUCGUCGAAACCUUGACCCGCACAGGAGGAUUUGGCGUUAAAGUUGUGCACCGCCGCUUACUUGAGACCCUCCAACAUAUCCUCCAAGUCAACGAAUCGAUCGAUGCAAUGAGACCUGGCGGCGAAGGAAGCGUCUCGUCCGUCCGUGUCCGACUCCUCCACUCCUGCGUCCGGCAGAAGAUCCUCGGCUUAGCGGAUGAACAACCAGAAUACUAUGACGUAGCAAAGCACGGCGUCCCGGUCAGCGACCUCGACUGCAUCGGCACCAUUAGCACGUUCUGCAGCACCGUCGUAUGGAUGGGGCUGCCCCGGCAGGGAAUCUACCUCCGCGAAGCCGAAAUCGCGGAUUACAUUGCGCUGUGGCGGCUCGUGGCGUAUUACAUGGGGACGCCGAUAGAGCCGUUCGAAAAUCCGACUCGAGCGAAGGCGUGGAUGGAAUCUCUUCUUGUCUCGGAGUUCCAUCCUACUGAUACCGGACAGGUCCUGGCCCAGAAUAUCAUUCUUGGUCUUGAGAAUACGGCGCCGGCGUAUGCGUCGAAGGGAUUUAUGGAGGCUAUGGGUCGGCUUUUGAACGGGGAGCAACUAUCGGACGAACUCGGUCUCCCUCAUACGGGCCUUUAUUAUCGGUUACUCAUCUGGGGCUAUUGCUUCUGGAUCUGGGGCAUGGCGAUGGUGAUUCCUAAGAUUGGCUUUCUGGAUCGAUUUGCCAUAUCGCAACGCCGGAAGAGAUUCCGUCGUAUGAUCCGGGACGAAAAGGUGGGACUGGGAGGCGAGUCAAAGUUUGACUUCAAGUAUAUUCCAACUUUGAGACGAAGAACUACCCGACUUGGGCAACGGCGAUCUAUCAAGAUUGAAAGACGCGGAGUGGAGUUCUUGGCGCAGCUGGGGCUUUUCGUGGUGUUUGGUGCUACGGCAACAUUGGUCUUAGGGCUGGUAUUUGCCAUGUACGAGUUUCCCACUUCAAGUCCUCGGCUUCUCAAUGCUAUUCGAGUAUAA
Messenger RNA from Penicillium chermesinum, 1389 nucleotides. RefSeq names its product oxygenase MpaB family protein. The record is from RefSeq and is a predicted model, not a curated record. Gene Ontology annotation, molecular function: oxidoreductase activity. The transcript is spliced from 4 exons. Lineage: Eukaryota; Fungi; Ascomycota; Eurotiomycetes; Eurotiales; Aspergillaceae. Bases 1 to 1389 code for a protein of 462 amino acids.